AUGUCCGGCGACAAGAUGAAGGCAGUGCACUACGAGGGACCGUUCAAGGUCUCCGUGAAGGAGGUUGGACUACCAAAGAUCGAGCAUCCAGAUGAUGUAAUCGUCAAAGUGACAACUGCAGCCAUUUGCGGUUCAGAUCUGCACAUGUAUCAAGGCCGAACCGCUGCUGAGUCAGGACUGGUGUUCGGCCAUGAGAACAUGGGUGUUGUAAUUGAGAAGGGCGCAGGUGUGACUUUGCUGGAGAAAGGAGAUCGCAUUGUUAUGCCCUUCAACGUCGCCGACGGAAGAUGCCAGAACUGUGAGGAAGGCAAGACAGCGUUCUGCACAGGAGUCAACCCCGGAUUCGCAGGCGGCGCAUACGGGUACGUCGCCAUGGGGCCCUACCAGGGUGGUCAGGCGCAAUAUAUCCGUGUGCCUUUCGCCGACUUCAACGCGUUGAAGCUUCCGAAGGGAACAGAGCACGAGGCAGAUUUCAUUCUGCUGGCCGAUAUCUUCCCCACCGGCUGGCACGGACUGGUCCUCUCCGGAUUCAAGAGCGGCGAGAGUGUCGCAGUGUUCGGAGCUGGCCCUGUUGGUUUAAUGGCAGCGUACAGCGGUAUCUUGCGGGGCGCCAGCAGGGUAUUUGUCGUCGACACCGUCCCAGAGCGACUGAAGGCGGCAGAAAAGAUUGGCUGCAUAGCAAUUGACUUCAGGAAGAGCGAUCCUGUUGAGCAGAUUAUCAAGGCCAAUGGUGGUAUGGUCGACCGGGCAGUUGACGCUGUGGGCUAUCAGGCAGUGGACUCCUCGGGAUCGAAAGAGAAACCGAACAUCGUCCUUGACCAAUUGAUCAUGGUAACACGUCCCACUGGUGGUCUUGGCAUACCAGGAUUGUAUGUACCGGCAGACCCUGGCGCGCCGGAUGAGCAGAGUAGGAAGGGACAGAUUCUGAUAUCGUUCGGAAAGCUCUUCGAGAAGGGAUUGUCGUUGGGCACAGGACAGUGCAACGUCAAGGCCUACAAUAGGUAUCUACGUGAUAUGAUCAUCUCGGGCAAGGCAAAGCCAAGCUUCGUUGUCUCGCACGAGAUUGAGAUUGACAGUGCACCGGAAGCGUACCAGAAGUUUGACCAGAGGAUCGACGGAUACACUAAGGUGCUGAUUCACCCCAACGGGCCACUGAACUGA
This is a messenger RNA of Didymella exigua CBS 183.55, 1161 nucleotides long. RefSeq names its product S-glutathione dehydrogenase. The transcript is spliced from 4 exons. Lineage: Eukaryota; Fungi; Ascomycota; Dothideomycetes; Pleosporales; Didymellaceae. Bases 1 to 1161 code for a protein of 386 amino acids. The record is from RefSeq and is a predicted model, not a curated record. Gene Ontology annotation, molecular function: zinc ion binding; oxidoreductase activity.